AACAACAAACCAUUGAUGCUUCGAAAUUCCCGCUCCUUCUCGCCCUCUAUUUCGCUUAUAACUGUUCGUACCUCGCCUGAGGUGCCUUAUCUGGGAUCGAUUUUAAGCGUAGCUCAGCCAGUGCCGCCGCAAGCCCGCGGUAUUAGGCGCAAUCGCUCAAGCGCCGCCGGAGAAGAAAAUCAUGAAAAAGGGGCGUUUAUCCGAAAUAGAACAAGCAGAUCGCUGAAUGCACGAAGAUCAAGAGAUCACUUUCAUCAGUCUCUCCACGUUCCUUUUUCAUCACUCCCGCUCCUUCCCGCGGCGGUUAUCACGAGAGCUUUCCGGCUUCAGCCAGGCUCCCUGGGCCUUGCUCUACCGGAUCCGAGCCUGCAAGGAGCCGGUGCCUGUAACUGGCCCUAGCUUCUCAAGCCCCUCUGCUCGAUACAACCCCGGCCCCUGGCAUUACAAUUCAAUGCUGGUUUCCCAGAGAUACACAGGCUUCGGCCAAUCGAACUGCACGCAUCUAGCAAACUACCCCAUUUUUUGCGCUUACAUAACCGUCGACUUCCCACCCUGGCUUCUACCUAGGCUUCGACUUUUCCUCUUUCUUCGACCUUUCGAGCCGACGAUUCCUCUUAUAUUUCUCAACGUUGCAAAGAUCGCUCGAAUUAACAGGGCGCCAAAACAGCUAUCACCAGGGCUUCAAAUCGACGAAUUCGCGCGUCAAACCAAUCAGUCCGCUCGAUGCUUCGUCGGCUGGAAGCCGUAAUUCAGAACGAAGGAGGAUACACUGGGUACUAAUUGAGACUCUUCUACCCACCCAAAUUGUAUAGGAUCUUGGGUUCCUCUGUGUAGUCUGCUGUCACUCGCUAGGUUCUCUG
Molecule: messenger RNA, 860 nt
Organism: Canariomyces notabilis
Lineage: Eukaryota; Fungi; Ascomycota; Sordariomycetes; Sordariales; Chaetomiaceae
Exons: 3
Coding region: 227-748 (173 amino acids)
Source: RefSeq, a predicted model, not a curated record